Aspergillus nomiae NRRL 13137 is the source of this 3324-nucleotide messenger RNA. Its product is annotated as peroxidase/cytochrome P450 family protein. Gene Ontology annotation, molecular function: peroxidase activity; monooxygenase activity; iron ion binding. Gene Ontology annotation, biological process: response to oxidative stress. The transcript has 7 exons. The coding region runs from base 1 to 3324 and encodes 1107 amino acids. NCBI's taxonomy places the organism in Eukaryota, Fungi, Ascomycota, Eurotiomycetes, Eurotiales, Aspergillaceae. The record is from RefSeq and is a predicted model, not a curated record.
AUGAAGGGGAUACCAAGCUCCGCCGAGGCCUCCAGUAGCAUACCUGAGCUGUCCCAGUCCUCGCAACGGGCUUAUGAGCCCCUUGCUCAGAAGCAACCAGCUCUGGAUCGCCCCAGGAAGGCAUCGGUACAAUCCGUGAACGGCAAUCAUGGUGGCGUGGUUGAGAGCUUUGGCAAAAUUACCGAAGUGGUCAAGGCCGCCCGUCGCCCGUUACCGACAGAGACGGGGGAUGGAACCUAUAUCGAGCCUGAAAAAGGUGGAAGUCUGUGGGGUGAUCUGCGGGCCUUGGAAAUCAAGGAUGGGUAUACCCUGAAGGAUCUGAUUGAAAGUAAAGCCGGUGGCCUUGUGAAGGGCAGUGGCCAGGCGGUAGACGACAAGACGAUGCUAAUGGAGCGCAUCAUACAGCUUGUUGCAAAGUUGCCCUCGGAAUCUAGAAACCGUGUCAAACUUACGAACAUGUUUCUAGGGGAACUGUGGGACUCGCUGCCUCAUCCUCCUCUCUCAUAUGUCGGCGACAAAUAUGCUUACCGCUCAGCUGAUGGAUCCUACAAUAACCCUACCUUGCCUUGGCUAGGCGCUGCAAAUACGGAAUAUGCACGGACGAUCGAGCCAUUGAAGGUCAGACCGGCUAGUUUGCCGGAUCCCGGCUUGAUCUUUGACAGUUUAUUCGCACGAGACACAUUCAAGCCUCACCCGAACAAUGUAUCGAGCGUUUUCUUCACUUGGGCUUCUUUGAUUAUCCAUGAUAUUUUCCAAACGGGACAUCCAGACGAGAACUUCAACAAGACAUCGUCAUAUCUAGAUCUUUCCAUCCUCUACGGUGACAACCAAGAAGAUCAAAAUAUGAUGCGCGAGUUCAAGGAUGGCAAGAUCAAGCCAGAUUGCUUUUCCGAGCCACGCCUACAUGCGCUACCGGCAGCCUGCGGCGUUAUCCUCGUCAUGCUGAACAGGUUCCACAACCAUGUAGUCGAGCAGCUUGCUGCUAUCAAUGAGAAUGGUCGAUUCACCCCGCCGGCGAAAGAUGUCAUCGACCCAGCUGAAGCAAGGGCCGCCUGGACAAAGUACGAUAAUGACCUUUUCCAGACGGGUCGCCUUAUCACCUGCGGUCUGUACAUCAACAUUACUCUGUACGACUAUCUACGCACUAUCGUGAACCUGAACCGCGAUAACACCACCUGGACCCUGGACCCGCGUGCACACAUGGAACAUGACACAGUUCCCACGGCACUGGGGAACCAGUGUUCGGUAGAAUUCAAUCUAGCCUAUCGAUGGCACUCAACAAUCAGUCGAAAAGAUGAGGCGUGGACGGAACAGGCAUAUGAGAGAAUUGUCGGCAAGCCUGGACACGAAGCCACCGUGCAGGACCUGAUGGGAGGCAUGAGGAGGAUGGCUGGAAACAUCCCGAAAGACCCAUCCAAGCGCGAGUUCGCUGGGUUGAAGCGACAAUCCUCCGGCACGUUCAAGGAUGAAGAGUUAGUGGACAUCCUGACUAUGGCCAUUGACGAAGUGUCGGGUUCCUUCGGAGCGCGCAAUGUUCCUAAAGUUCUGCGCUCGGUGGAGAUCCUAGGCAUGGAGCAGGCACGCAGGUGGAAUGUUGGUUCACUAAAUGAGUUCCGGAAGUUCUUCGAUCUGAAACCCUACCAAAGCUUCGAGGAAAUCAAUUCCGACCCGGAGGUAGCAGACCAGCUACGUCAUCUAUAUGAGCAUCCAGAUUACGUCGAACUGUAUCCAGGAAUCGUUGCCGAGGAGGCUAAAGAACCAAUGAUCCCUGGUGUUGGCAUUGCUCCUGGAUACACCGUCUCCCGUGCGGUGCUGUCUGACGCAGUGGCGUUGGUUAGGGGUGACCGAUUCUACACGAAGGAAUAUAACUCAAGAAACCUCACUAACUGGGGGUACGCUGAGUCAAACUAUGACUUGGAAAUCAAUCAGGGAUGCGUGUUUUAUAAACUCGCAUUGCGGGCAUUCCCACAGUACUUCAAGCAGAACUCGAUAUACGCCCACUAUCCCAUGACAAUUCCAGGUGAAAAUCGCGAGAUCAUGAGGAGCCUUGGACGAGAAGAAGACUUCUCCUGGGACCGUCCAUCGUAUACCCCUCCCCGUACAAUGCUGUUUGACUACCCGAACGUCCGUCGCAUUCUCGAGGAUUCUUCGAAUUUCCGAGUGGUCUGGGAUGAGGCAACCGGGUACGUGUUUGGGAAGGGUGGCUAUGACUUUAUGCUAUCCGGUGACUCGCCGUUCCACUCAAAUCAGCGGCGGAUUAUGAAAGAAUCAUUGUAUCAGUCACAGUGGCAUGAGGCUGUCAAAGAGUUCUACCUUGAAAUCACCGAGCAGCUGUUGUCGGAAAAAUCAUGUAGGGUGGGCAACGUCAACCAGGUUGAUAUGAGUCGCGAUGUUGGGAAUCUCGCCCAUGUUCACUUCGCCUCCAACAUCUUUUCACUUCCUCUGAAGAGCAAGCAACACCCACACGGAGUCAUCACCGAACAUCAAAUGUUUGAUGCCAUGUCAAUCAUAUUUACCGCCAUCUUCUUCGACAUGGAUCCCUCCAAGUCAUUCCAAAUCCGCCACCUCGGUCGCCAAGCAGCAGAGAAACUUGGGCCACUCGUCGAAGCGAACGUGAAAGCUGUGAGCUCGGCCAGUUUCAUCUCCUCCCUGAUAGACGGUCUCCGCACAAAUAAAAAUGCGCUUUCCGAUUACGGAGUGCAUAUGAUACGAAGACUGCUAGACCACGGUUUGGAUGCCUCGGAGGUCACCUGGUCUCAGAUCUUGCCCACGGCCGUCGCGAUGGUGCCAAAUCAAGCCCAAGUGUUUACUCAAAUCAUCGACUACUACCUCUCCGAGGAUGGGAAGAAGCAUCUACCCGAUAUCCAACGACUUGCCAAAGAAGACACGCCCGCGAGUGAUGAGAUGCUGCUGCGCUAUGUCAUGGAGGCCAUCCGUCUGAACGGGACCUUCGGCUCCUAUAGAAAGUCCCACACUAACCUAACAGUCGAGGACCAGGGCCAAACGGUCCAGAUCAAGCCAGGAGAUAUUGUAUUCGUUAGCUUUGUCGAGGCCAACCGCGACCCUAAUGUCUUCCCAAAUCCCAAUGAAGUGCAGCUCAACCGUCCCAUGGAAUCAUAUAUCCACUAUGGUGUUGGUCCCCACACAUGUUUGGGUGGCGAAGCAAGUAAAGUUGCUCUGACGGCCAUGUUGCGUGUGGUUGGCCGAUUGAAGAAUCUUCGCCGUGCUCCAGGACCACAGGGAGAGUUGAAAAAGGUCAAACGACCCCAUGGCUUCUAUACAUAUAUGCGGGCAGAUGAGACAAGCUCUAUGCUUUCCCUAUGA